Messenger RNA from Leucoraja erinaceus (little skate), 2547 nucleotides. Its product is annotated as putative malate dehydrogenase 1B. Gene Ontology annotation, molecular function: L-malate dehydrogenase (NAD+) activity. The record is from RefSeq and is a predicted model, not a curated record. Lineage: Eukaryota; Metazoa; Chordata; Chondrichthyes; Rajiformes; Rajidae. Bases 922 to 2127 code for a protein of 401 amino acids. The transcript has 7 exons. Gene Ontology annotation, biological process: oxaloacetate metabolic process; malate metabolic process; tricarboxylic acid cycle.
CAGCUACAGUGCGCGCUUUACCUUCUAUUCCACCCACAUUUAAGAAGGACAAGAGCGAAGGGCUUUAGAACGAUACGAUAGAUCUUUAUUUAUCCCAGGAGGGAAAUUGAUCUGCUAACAGUCAUAAACCACAAGAUACAUGCAACUAGGAAAUUAAAGUGACGUGUGGAAAGGAUUGUGGAUGUGAAAGGAUUGGGGAGGGGAGUCAGUCUACCCCACCACAGAAGGGGAAGAAGUUCUAGAAGUUCAGGGAAGAAGGACCACCUGUGGCGGUUCUGUACUGCAUCUUGAUUGAUGGAACCAGUCUGUUGUUGAAGGUACUCCUCAGAUUAUUGACCAGUGUGCCAUGGAGGAGGUGAGAUAUAUUGUCCAAGAUGCUCUGCAGUUUGAGGAGCAUCCUCCCCUGCAAGACCACCUCUCAUGAAUCCAACUCCGCCCCCAGGACUGAGCCAGCCUUCCUGAUGAGCGUGUUAAUCCUGUUGGUAUCUGAGGCCAUCGUCCUGCUGCCCCAGCACACGAUAGCAAAUAAUAUGGCACCAGCUACCACCAGCUAGAACAGGCAUCAGGGUAAGGAAUUUAACACUGAGACUAUUGAAUUCAUGUCUCAGGAUUUAGUGUGGAGGCUGGGACUCAAGUCACCUGUACAAGGGGACAAGUUGCACCUGAACUAGAAAGGGACCAAUAUCCUUGAAGGGAGGUUUACUGAUGCUACUCAGGGGGGUUCAAAUGAGAUUGGCAGGGGGUUGACAACUAAAGUAGUAGAUUAGCUAUUGGAAGGAGUGAUGGAAAGGUAUAGGAUAGGAUCAGUAAUUCUCAAAGGAAGGAUGGGCAGAGAGAGAUGAAGUGAUGAACUUAGAGCCUAGAUCAAUGCCUGGGACUAAGAUGUGGUGGUCAUUGUAGAAAUGUGUUUGCAAGAGGGACAUGACUGGCAGUUCAACAUUCCAGGGUUUAAUUGGUUCAGAUGUGAGAGAGAGGGAGGGGGAAAAAGGCAGCAGAACUAGACUACUAAUCAGGGAGAAUGUCACAGUGGCACUCGGAGAGGACAUACUGGAAGGGAGGACAAAUUGCCCUUAUUGUGCCAAGUGUGAAAUGGUGGCAGAUUAUCUUGCGCAAAGUUUGCCAGAUUUCAAUGUUCAUAAGAUUGGCAUACACCCGGAAAAUUGGCAGUCAUGGCUUCAAACAACAUGUACUGCAAAUAACUGGGAGCAUGAACACUCCCCAAUCAUAUGGCGAGAACUUGUGGACCGUGGAGGAAAGGGAUCACUAUUAGGUGGAUUCAAUGAAUUUAUGGAGUAUGUGCAGGGUUACUAUGGAUAUUUUUCUGAUAUGCAAACUGAUAGUAUGAUCAAAAUUGCAAAGGAGAACUUCUGGACUAGCAUAAAGGAGCAGCAAGAUGAAAUGUCGAUGAGAAAAAAUCAGAUAAAACCAAUGUCAAUCUGGAUUAGUGGAGCAUUAAAUACUGCAUGCAGUAUUCUGAUUCCGAUCUUGAUAAGUGGAGAAAUAUUUGGUGAGAACCAGCUAAUCAACUUAAAUCUGUUGGACAACGAAGGCUCCAUGUCAUUGUUAAAUGGCUUGCAAAUGGAAGUUGAAGAUAUGGCCUGCCCACUGCUUCAUAAAGUAUCAGUGCACAAUAGCCUAAGAAAGCCUUUUAUGGAUGCCGACAUAAUUAUUAUUCUUGACGAUAUUGCACCAGAUGAAAAUCAACCAAUUGAAGACUCCUACAAAAGCAUAAUCAAUCUUUACCAAAACAUUGGGGUUAAGAUUGACACUUUUGCAAAAUCUGGUGUCCGUGUGAUUGUGACUGGUGAUCAUGUAUUGAAUUUCAAAAUACAUAAUCUUCUGCAAGGUGCAAUUUCAAUUGAUCGUAAUAAUAUUAUCGCACUGUCAACUCAACUUGAGGGAGAGACCAAGGCACUACUGGCUAAGAAAUUAAAAGUGAAUAUACAAGACGUGAAAAAUGUAAUUGUUUGGGGAAACAUUGGCAGAACUACUUACAUUGACCUGCACAGAGCACGUGUUCAUCGAUACGAAAACGCAGUCUGGGGUCCACGGGGUUUUUCACACUCUGUAAUGGAGGUAAUCAAUGAUAGCAAGGGGAACAUAUUGAAAACUUCCUCAGUGAUUUGAAACACAUGGCUGCACGCUGCCAUUUCGGAGAUUUAUGUGAAGAUCUCACCCAUGACAAACUGGUAGGUCGUUUACUCAGUGACAAGGUACGAGACGAAUUGCUUCGCGAUAUUGAAUUAAUUUUGGACCGAGCUGAACAUGCUUGCAGAAUCACUGGUUGCGAUUUCCCACACAAAGUCUUUGGGCUCUGGGCCAUGAUCCCAGUUCAAUGUUUAUGCUACCGACACCUCAUAUCAUAACGGGUGUUCAUAACCCACCCAUCUCAGCCUCAGAGAUCUAUCCAACUGUUACAGCUCCCACGCUCCAGGUCGCGAAUACUACGCUGCUUACGGUAAAAUUUUCCGCUACUGUAAGAAAUGUAACCACUUCAUGAAAUUUUGUCAUUCUCGCAUGGCUCGUUCGUUCCCAAGACAAAGUAUC